Molecule: messenger RNA, 1752 nt
Organism: Penicillium lagena
Lineage: Eukaryota; Fungi; Ascomycota; Eurotiomycetes; Eurotiales; Aspergillaceae
Exons: 1
Coding region: 1-1752 (583 amino acids)
Source: RefSeq, a predicted model, not a curated record
AUGCUUUUGAAUCUUGGACUCACCGCGGAUGCCGCAGCUGCCCAUCUGGACGAGCUGAUCAGCAGUCCGCCGGAAUCCUCCCUCUUCUCGUUCUCCGCCCUUCCCUUCCUCGGACGAGGCGCAUCCUCUGCUCGCGGGAAACCCUCCGAUGAUCGAAUGUCCCCGGCAUCCAAUAUGGCAAUGAGUCCCAUUGAAUCGGUGCCGAGCGAUGGAGAGCAAGAAAACUCAGCACCACCACCGCCGCUCGCUCGGCCUCGGACCAGUCACUCCUCCGCUCCGCGCAAAUCAUCAAUGCGGCCCAAAACAUCCUAUCAGCUCGCCCACCCCGCGGCUCAUGCACGCCACAAGCGGUUGAAGAUUCGCCCGAAGCUGUUGCUGCAGCUACAGCAGGUGUCACAGACUCCCCGACCAUUGCCCAUCUUGGAUAUAUUGCCCUCAACCGUCUAUCGACCACGCUUGGCUCGCAAAUUCCCAGGCAUGUUCCGUGGCAAGAAUGGCUUGGGCCCGAAUGACUUGAUUAUCGUCAGGAGCGAACUAUAUGAGCGGACAAUGUCAGGUAUCCCCGAGAAACACGUGAGCUCGGAAGAUGAAGGUGAAGACCACCGGGAUGUGGUGGCCACGAUCUGCCAGUUACUCCAGGAAGAUGCACGAUCCAAAGGCAAGGCGGAAAUGUGCCUAACAUUUGGACCCGUUUGGGAGGCGACGCCGUUGCCCAGUGGGUCAUACGAGUUCGUUGCCCGGACCGAGGCCGGGUUGCAGGUCAUGCGCUGGGCCUUGCGCGGUAACAAGAACCGUCGAGUGUCGACAUCUGCGGGAUCACAGCCCCGCGAAGAUACCAAGCGCUUCACAUUCAGCGUCAUCGACCCGGCUACUCGCCGCCAUCCCGUCAUCGCUUCUAUGACCAAAAACCAGCUGGAGGUGUUUGAUGAAUAUUCCAAGACGGUUCGCUCCAGCCCCGGCCUAACAACGCCCAGCUCGGGCAUGUCGGUAGUCAGCGACGCGUCUGACAUGGACGCACCGCUCGAUCAGGAUGUGGUCACGCUCGACAAUGGCCUGCGGACCCUGAUUAUCGUCACCGGGAUCUGGGUGGCUUUUCGAGAAGGCUGGUCGCAUAGUUUCAGCUACAGUGACCCGGUCUCUAGUCCAAAGGCACUUGCGUCCCCAACAAGCUCAAAAUCCUGCCCCCCUAUGACGGCGAAGACUGAGCAUGAUGUUCCCCCGGUCAAGGAGAUGACCAAUGUAGACAGAGAAUCGACUCAUGUCAGCAAACGGUGUAUGCCCGUAUCAAGCAUCCGUCGCUCCAGCACAUCCCCUUCUGAGCAGAGUAAGCAGAAUGGCGGUUUAUCUCGACGAUCCAAUUCAACUGGCGCCGCAUUUAUGGAACGAGCUAAGCGACGUGCAGCGUCGGGGCUGAACAACCGACUGAAUCGGAACAGCAUGAUUCCAGGUCCAACGGAGCACGGUCACAAUGCCGUUGUCUCCCGGUCCAGCUCUCUACGGCAGAGUUCAAUCAACUCUGUGGAUCGGGCUCCUUGGUCUGGUCGACCGGAGACAGGAGCAGAAAUCAACAGCACAGCUUCCAGGGCCAUGAGAACACCCAAUGAAAAGCCACCAGAACCACACACGAGGCGCCAGCAUGAGCGAUCUACCGAAUCGACCAACCUAGAUGUCAAUAAAAGCACGACUCAGUCCAAACGACGCCACCGUCUUAGCUCUUUCUUCAACGUCUUCAACCGAAAAUCGGAGCAUUAA